This is a messenger RNA of Cyphellophora europaea CBS 101466, 3060 nucleotides long. Its product is annotated as calcium-translocating P-type ATPase, SERCA-type. The record is from RefSeq and is a predicted model, not a curated record. The transcript has 3 exons. Lineage: Eukaryota; Fungi; Ascomycota; Eurotiomycetes; Chaetothyriales; Cyphellophoraceae. The coding region runs from base 1 to 3060 and encodes 1019 amino acids. Gene Ontology annotation, biological process: intracellular calcium ion homeostasis; calcium ion transmembrane transport. Gene Ontology annotation, cellular component: membrane. Gene Ontology annotation, molecular function: ATP hydrolysis activity; P-type calcium transporter activity; ATP binding.
AUGGAAUCGUCCUAUAAUAAGGACGCCACAAGCGUUCGCAGGCACUUUGAUGUGACUGAGGAGAGAGGUCUCUCGUCGCAGCAGGUGCAGGAAAAUCGCAAACGCUAUGGCAGCAAUUCAAUUCCUGAGGAACCGCCAACCCCACUCUGGGAAUUGGUUUUGGAGCAGUUCAAGGAUCAGCUGGUCCUUAUCCUCCUCGCAUCUGCUGCCAUUUCUUUCGUUCUUGCAUUGUUCGAGGAUUCGGACGACUGGACUGCGUUCGUCGACCCUGUGGUGAUCCUCACCAUCCUCAUCCUCAAUGCGAUCGUCGGUGUCACGCAGGAGAGCAGCGCUGAGAAGGCCAUUGCCGCUCUACAAGAGUACUCGGCAAACAAGGCAAAAGUCGUAAGAGAUGGAAUGCUCGUCGAACUCAAGGCUGACGAGAUCGUGCCCGGCGAUAUUGUCAGGGUCGCGAUUGGCGACCGGAUUCCUGCAGAUUGUCGACUUCUAUCGAUCCAGAGCAAUGCAUUCUCCGUGGACCAGGCUAUCUUGACUGGAGAAAGCGAGCCUGUGGAGAAAGAUUGCGCAAUUGUCAAGGACGCUCAGGCCGUGAAGCAGGAUCAAUUGAACAUGCUGUUUUCCGGCACGACUGUCGUGGUAGGUCAUGCCACUGCAAUCGUCGUGCUGACCGGCACCAAUACCGCCAUUGGUGAUAUUCACGAGAGCAUAACAGCCCAGAUCUCCGAGCCUACACCUCUCAAAGAGAAGCUGAACGACUUUGGCGACACCCUGGCCAAGGUCAUUACCGCCAUUUGCAUCCUGGUGUGGUUGAUCAACAUCCAGCAUUUCAACGACCCUGCUCAUGGCGGAAGCUGGGCCAAGGGGGCAAUCUACUACCUAAAGAUCGCUGUCUCUCUGGGUGUGGCGGCGAUUCCUGAAGGCCUGGCAGUUGUCAUCACGACCUGUCUGGCACUAGGAACACGGAGAAUGGCUGCCAAAAAUGCGAUUGUUCGGAGCUUGCCUUCUGUUGAGACUUUAGGCAGCUGCAGUGUCAUCUGCUCCGACAAAACCGGCACUCUGACUACGAACCAGAUGAGCGUACAGAAAGUGGUUUACCUGAACGAAAAUGGAACCGACUUCGAAGAGCUCCAAGUAGAAGGUACGACCUUCUCGCCCGAGGGCGGACUCUCACGCAACGGGAAGCAAGUCGAGAACUUGGCUGUUACCUCAUCGACCAUAAGGCAAAUGUCAGAGGUCUUGGCUCUCUGCAAUGAAUCUCGCCUGUCUUACGAUGCGAAGACUCGGGCGUACACCAACGUCGGCGAGCCUACAGAAGGAGCAUUGAGAGUCCUCGUUGAGAAGAUUGGUUCUGCUGAUGCUGCGACAAACAAGAAGCGAGAUCAGCUCCAGGCUGACGAGCGGGUUCACUUCGCCAGCCAAUGGUACGAAAACCAAAUCCCGGUUCAAGCGACGUACGAGUUCUCUCGUGACCGAAAGAGUAUGUCGGUGCUUGUCGGCAACGGCAAGCAGAAACUUCUUGCUAAAGGUGCUCCUGAGUCGAUCGUCGAGAGAUGCUCCCACAUCCUCCUUGGGUCGGAUGGCAAGCGUGCACCGAUGAGCAAGCAGCAUUUGGCGAUGGUCAAUGAAGAGAUCUACGAAUACUCCAGCAAGGGUCUCCGGGUCAUUGCACUUGCUUCCGUUGAAGACAUCACUGGUCAUCCCCUACUCAAGUCCGCCAAGACCACCAAGGAGUAUGCUCAGCUUGAGCAGAGAAUGACCUUCAUUGGUUUGGUUGGUAUGCUGGAUCCCCCCCGCCCGGAGGUUGCAACGGCCAUUCGCAAGUGCAAGGAUGCAGGCAUCCGCGUCAUGGUGAUCACUGGUGACAGCCAGCUCACUGCUGAGACCAUCUGCCGCCAAAUUGGUGUUUUCGGACAGGACGAGGAGCUCAGUGGGAAAUCUUUCACAGGUCGACAGUUUGACGCCAUGUCUGAAAGCCAGAAACUCCAAGCUGCGAAGACUGCAUCUCUAUUCUCUCGGGUUGAGCCUACACACAAGUCCAAGCUUGUAGACCUGCUUCAAGACGCCAACGAGGUCGUUGCCAUGACUGGUGAUGGCGUCAACGAUGCACCUGCGUUGAAGAAGGCCGAUAUUGGCGUAGCCAUGGGCACCGGCACCGAUGUCGCGAAGCUGGCAGCGGAUAUGGUGUUGGCAGACGAUAACUUCGCCACCAUCGAGCUGGCAGUCGAAGAGGGCCGAACGAUUUAUUCCAACACGCAGCAAUUCAUUCGGUACCUCAUAUCGUCCAAUAUCGGCGAGGUUGUGUCUAUCUUCCUCACGGCUGCCCUCGGUCUUCCAGAAGCGCUUGUACCGGUUCAGCUUCUGUGGGUCAAUCUCGUUACGGACGGUUUACCAGCUACAGCACUGUCAUUCAACCCCGCUGACAACGAUGUUAUGCGCCGCGCACCGCGCAAGCGGGAUGAGCCACUCGUUGGUGGUUGGUUAUUCAUCCGCUAUCUCAUUGUUGGCACCUACGUUGGGGCUGCCACCGUCUUUGGAUACGUGUGGUGGUUCAUGUUCUACUCCGAGGGCCCUCAGCUCAGCUUUACGCAGCUGCGCAAUUUCCAUCGCUGCUCUCUCGCCAAUCCUCUGUACCGGGGCGUCGAUUGCGGUAUUUUCGCAACUCAUGCGUACGAGAACCGGGCGGCUUCGACCAUGUCACUCAGUAUCUUGGUGGUGAUUGAGAUGUUCAACGCCAUGAACGCCCUGUCGUCGUCCGAGUCAUUGGUGACGAUGCCACUCUGGAAGAACAUGAAGCUUAUUUACGCCAUCUGCCUGUCGAUGGCGCUCCACUUCCUGAUUUUGUACCAGCCAUUCCUCCAGUCAAUCUUCAACAUUGACCCUCUGAACAAGGCCGAAUGGUUUGCAGUUAUCUGGAUCAGCUUACCAGUCAUUUUCAUAGACGAGGCUCUCAAAGCCGUCGAGCGAGCAUUCUUUAUGCAGCCAGCAUCUCCGGCUCAGUCAGAGGGCAGGUCCAAGGCGAACGGCAGCCAUGUUGCCAACGGCAAGGUCAAGUCCAACUAG